AUGAAAGCCCGUUUUCUAGUUCUGGAAAGUCGAUGGAGAAGGAUUUGUGGCACAGGGCCGGCGGCGCUUGGGGACCUCCCAAGUUCGUGGGAAACUCUGGGGAACUCCUGGCCGUCCGUGUCGAAAGGAGUGCAGUGUCAUACGACCAAUGAGACCAAGGCAAGUGAGCAAGUGAAACAGAAGCCCAAGGAAUCCAGUCGUGAGAUUGUACGAGGUAAACAGCUGGCGUUGUCGGCUGGCGUGCUGACUGUUUGA
Colletotrichum tamarilloi is the source of this 255-nucleotide messenger RNA. RefSeq lists its product as uncharacterized. Lineage: Eukaryota; Fungi; Ascomycota; Sordariomycetes; Glomerellales; Glomerellaceae. The record is from RefSeq and is a predicted model, not a curated record. The transcript is spliced from 2 exons. The coding region runs from base 1 to 255 and encodes 84 amino acids.